CCCAAUUUCCCUCUUCCUUUCUCACAACCCACACGAUGCCAUACCUUCUUCUCCAACUCACCCAUCCCGAAUGUCGCUAAACACCAUCGAACUUGCUACCAUCUGACGCCGAACGCCGAACGUCGAAUGUCGCUGUUGCUACCUGCUAAGUACCAUUUGAACACCUAACGCCUGCUCGUCGAAUGUCGCUCCCCUGCUCACCGAACGCCAGUCAGCCAUACGUGUUUUUCUCUAGGCCAACUCAAAAUGCACGAGGUACUUCAACAACUACUAAGAAAACAAAACUAGGAGUUCCUUCUCGCAAAUGGGAAGUGGGUAUGCAGCCAUCUCAAGAUUUCUCACAACAAUCUUUACUUCAUUGCUUCCAAUGCCUACUGAUUCUUUCUUAAUUCCGGUGGUUAUCCCAUUAGGAGAUAUUGGUGAAAUACGAAGGACUCAACAUGCAUUUAUCAAUCCUGCUGUAACAAUUAUUCUUCGCAUGGGUGUUGGUGGGCAUGGUGUACCUCCAUUGGGAAGUCCUGAUGGUAGGGUCAGAUAUAAAUUUGCAUCAUUUUGGAAUAGGAACCAUAUGGUUAGAGCUUUACAGCACUCAGUGAAUAACUUCCGUGAAAUGCUGGAAGCUGAGAAGAAGGCAUGUUAUUCAGACCUUAGGUUUUUCUUUUCGUUGAUAUUUCUUGUUGUUUGUGUUUUAUUUAUUUAUUUACUUAUUUAUUAUUAUUUGUUAUAAGAAUGCCCUUUUAUUUGUUGUUAGGAAGACUUCAAACUUGGAAAUUUACUUUGUUGAUCUAAUUCUAAUACUGUAUUAUGAUCCUUACUCAAAUGAUGGAAAAUUUUUGCAACUUUCUAUGAGGUUUGUUUUUGUUUGUUAA
Messenger RNA from Cucumis melo (muskmelon), 869 nucleotides. RefSeq names its product BAG-associated GRAM protein 1-like. Bases 305 to 727 code for a protein of 140 amino acids. The transcript is spliced from 7 exons. The record is from RefSeq and is a predicted model, not a curated record. Lineage: Eukaryota; Viridiplantae; Streptophyta; Magnoliopsida; Cucurbitales; Cucurbitaceae.